Condylostylus longicornis is the source of this 1045-nucleotide messenger RNA. RefSeq names its product G patch domain-containing protein 11. Gene Ontology annotation, molecular function: nucleic acid binding. Lineage: Eukaryota; Metazoa; Arthropoda; Insecta; Diptera; Dolichopodidae. The transcript is spliced from 3 exons. Gene Ontology annotation, cellular component: kinetochore. The record is from RefSeq and is a predicted model, not a curated record. The coding region runs from base 104 to 883 and encodes 259 amino acids.
UUAUAAACAGAAAUUAAUCGAAAAAAUUGUAGUUUUUACAUACUACAUUAAAUUAAAAUAAUCUACUUUAUUAAAAAGAAACAAAAUAUAAAUAAACUAAAAAAUGUCAUCAGAUGAGGAAGAUUAUAUGUCUGCAGAAUUUCUUGAGAAAUGUAUUAAAGAUGUUCGUCCAGGUUUGGUGCAAGAUAGAAGACGACGCAGAGAGUAUAAUUUAGAAGCGAAAAAAGUUAAAAUUUCAGAAGACCAGCAAAAUAAAGCGAAAGCUUCAUCUGCUACACAUCGUCUUCAAGAAGGUUUAAAUAAUCCAUUAACACCUGAUAACAAAGGUUUUGCAUUGCUGGCUAAAAUGGGAUAUAAACAGGGAGAAGCCUUGGGGAAAUCUCAAACUGGAAUAGUUGAACCUGUAGGAAUUGUAAUAAAAUCUGACCGUGCUGGUUUAGGUCGAGAGAAUGCAUUGAAAAAUCUCGAACAAAAACGCCAAGAAAUUCGUAAGAGAAAACUGGAAAACAUGGACUCAGAAAAUGAAAAAAAAUUGGAAGAUUAUCGGAAAAGAUUGAAAGUACGAAAUGAAGAAAAAUCUAUUUUACGAGCCUUUUACUCAUGUCAGAGAGUUUGUGAAAAGUUAGAUCAAGAACAAAAAUAUGAAUAUCCAGUAUUAAAGUGGUUUUGGCCUGAUAAUAAAGAGCAGAAUGAAGAAGAUCAAGAGAGUGAUAAUGAGGAUGAAGACGACGAAGAAGAAGAAUUCGAAUAUUUAGAUAAAUUGGAAGUAAUAAACGAUUAUUUGCGAACAACAUACAGAUAUUGUCACUGGUGCGGCGUUAGAUACAACGAUGAAAUAGAUUUGGAAAGUAAUUGUCCCGGACCUGAAAAAGAUGAUCAUUGAUAAAAAUUGUUGUCAAUCUAUUAAAAGAAAAUUAAUAUUGAAAAUAAAAUUUUAUUUAAAACAAAAUUAAUAUUAAAUAUUAUAAAAUUUUUAAUAAAGAUAAUAUUUACAAAGUAGAUUAUGUAUCUAAUAAAACGAAAAGUAAAAUUUUAUUUAACUUAA